Molecule: messenger RNA, 1260 nt
Organism: Diaporthe citri
Lineage: Eukaryota; Fungi; Ascomycota; Sordariomycetes; Diaporthales; Diaporthaceae
Exons: 1
Coding region: 1-1260 (419 amino acids)
Source: RefSeq, a predicted model, not a curated record
AUGAAGACCGGGCUGAUGGUCAUGUCGGUUGGCGCGGCAGUCGCCCAGACUGUGCCGACCGUACACAUUCCUCUCAACCUCCGGUUCGGGGCCAACCACAAGACCUCAACCGAUGUGUUCAUCCCCUCGCUCAACACCACACUUGAGGUGGUCUACGACCAGGGCAGCGAGAACUUCUUCGUGUUUGGGCCUGACUCCAUUGCAAACUGGGGCCUGACCUGCCUUAGCUGCCAAGGGCCUUGCAACGCCUCGGUCCCAGCCGGUGACUACUUGGACUACCCACAUUCAUCCACAGCGUCGGAGCCGGUGCCAUUCAGCUCCUUCUACGCGUAUGGUGGUUUUGACAAGAUCUACGUUGGCAAUGUUGCCGUCAACGAGACUUUCGAUUUCGUCAACAACGCCGGACAGUCCACAAAGAGCCCCGAUACCACAGUGGCGAUUGUGAACUACCUGCAACAACGCAUCGGCAGCACCGGCACCUGCAGCCCUGUGCCCAUCUAUGAUCUCGGCAUCCUGGGCGUCUCGCCCUACUACCACAGCAACAACGAGACGGGGCGCAACACGACUGGUCCAUCCUUCCGCCAGGACCUGCUUGAAAGUGGACGUAUUAACGCGCCCGUCCAGUCGCUGUGGUUCGACGAGGCCCCGGCCGACGUGCGUGGCACCUACACCGGAGGCGGCCUGCAGGGCGGCAUCGACACCUCCAAGUACACGGGCGAGCUGGUCAAGGUCCCCAACGCCUGGGAGCAGGGCCGCGUCGGCUACUACGUGCCCACCCCCAAGCUGUCGUCCAACGGCAUCCCCAUCACCACGGGCAGCGUCGGCGGGGAGGUGACGUCCUGCCUCGUCGACUCGGGCACGCACAGCGACGACCUCCCCAUCGCCGACGAGGCCGCCUUCUUCAACGCGACCGGCAUCCGCCGCAGCCCCGCUGGCCACGUCUCGUGGCCGGGCGCCUGCGACUCCAUCCCCGCCGACGAGACCAUCGACCUGACCUUUGCCGGCGUCAACGAGGGCGAGUCCGUCACCGUCAAGGUGCCGAUCCGCUCCUACGUGAGGGUCGGCCUCGAGAGCGACGAGGACGCGGGAUACUGCACCCUCAGCCUCGAGCCCAGCGGCUGCAUUCUCGGCUCGCCGUUCGCUACCGCUGCGUUCUUCGCGGCUGAUGAUGAGCGUGGCGAGAUUGCCUUUGCUCAGGGUGCAGUGUCCAAGGCCGGCAGUGCUGUUGAUGAGGCGAGCGUCAUCGCUAGAAUUCCGUAA